AAGUGCGAAAAAACGCCAUCCCAGGAGGAGGACCCGAGCCAAACCCAUCAGAUCUCCAUCCUCCCCCCGAGGUCUCCCUCCCUCUCUAUUAAGAAGCACAAGCAAGGCGCCACUCAGAUCUCUCCGCCCCUUCGUCCAGGCUUCCACCCCCUCGUGCCCCGCGCGCCCGUCAACGGGACGAGAGAUGGCAUCGCCGGCCGCGGGCCCGGCGGCCGCGGCGCUCCUCACCCUGCUCGCCUUCGCCGUGGCCGGCGUCCUCGCCGACGGCUCCGACCACCGCUACAAGGCCGGCGACCCCGUCCCGCUCUACGCCAACAAGGUCGGCCCCUUCCACAACCCCAGCGAGACGUACCGCUACUUCGACCUCCCGUUCUGCUCCCCAGAGGAGGUGAAGGAGAAGAAGGAGGCGCUGGGCGAGGUGCUGAACGGGGACCGUCUGGUGGACGCGCCCUACAAGCUCAACUUCCGCACCGACCACGACUCCAAGGCGGUCUGCUCCAAGCGGCUCACCAAGGAGGACGUGGCCCGGUUCCGCGCCUCGGUCGCCAAGGACUACUACUUCCAGAUGUACUACGACGACCUCCCGCUCUGGGGCUUCAUCGGCAAGGUCGACAAGGGCAACAAGCUGCCCCCCACCGACUGGAAGUACUACCUCUACAAGCACAUCAUCUUCGACAUCCUCUACAACGGCGACCGCGUCAUCGAGAUCAACGUGCACACCGACCAGAGCGCCCUCGUCGACCUCACCGACGACACCGAGAGGGACGUCGAGUUCCUCUACACCGUCAAGUGGAAGGAGACUGCAACGCCGUUUGAGAAGAGGAUGGAGAAGUACUCCAGCUCGUCAAACAUGCCGCACCACCUCGAGGUUCACUGGUUCUCCAUUAUUAACUCCUGCGUCACCGUCCUGCUCCUCACUGGGUUCUUGGCCACCAUCCUCAUGCGAGUGCUCAAGAAUGAUUUUGUCAAAUAUGCCCAUGAUGAGGAAGCAGUUGAUGACCAAGAAGAAUCUGGAUGGAAGUACAUUCAUGGUGAUGUCUUCCGCUUCCCCAAGAACAAGUCAUUGUUUUCGGCUGCUCUUGGCACUGGAACUCAGUUGUUUGCUCUGACAACCUUUAUAUUCCUGCUUGCACUUGUUGGAGUAUUCUACCCUUACAAUCGUGGUGCACUUUUCACUGCAUUGGUCGUCAUCUAUGCACUUACUUCAGGAAUAGCUGGGUACAUUGCAACCGCGUUCUAUUGCCAGCUAGAGGGAACAAACUGGGUGAGGAAUUUGCUAUUAACAGGAUGCCUGUUUUGUGGACCUCUCUUCCUGACAUUCUGCUUUUUGAACACUGUUGCUAUUGCUUAUAGUGCAACGGCUGCAUUGCCAUUCGGCACCAUCUGUGUCAUUGUGCUCAUCUGGACCUUGGUUACAUUUCCUCUACUAGUUUUGGGUGGCAUUGCUGGUAAAAACAGCAAGAGUGAAUUCCAAGCUCCUUGCCGUACCACCAAAUACCCUAGGGAGAUUCCUCCACUUCCCUGGUACCGGACAACAGUUCCACAGAUGGCUAUGGCUGGAUUUUUGCCAUUCAGUGCUAUAUAUAUUGAGCUCUACUACAUCUUUGCAAGUGUUUGGGGCCACCGAAUUUACACCAUUUACAGCAUCCUCUUUAUAGUCUUUAUCAUCCUCCUCAUCGUCACUGCCUUCAUUACUGUUGCGCUGACAUACUUCCAGCUUGCUGCUGAAGACCAUGAGUGGUGGUGGAGGUCAUUCCUAAUUGGAGGAUCCACUGGAUUUUUCGUCUAUGGCUACUGUCUGUACUACUACUAUGCACGAUCGGAUAUGUCUGGCUUCAUGCAGACAUCCUUCUUCUUUGGCUACAUGGCCUGCAUCUGCUACGCAUUCUUCCUUAUGCUCGGCAUGAUAGGUUUCCGUGCCGCCUUGUUCUUUGUUCGGCACAUAUACAAGUCCAUCAAGUGUGAGUAAACUGCGGUGGAGAAUGAAGAGCAGCAGAGUUGUACUCCUUUUUGGUGCCCUCUAAGAAGUCCCAGUAUAGAAAAGGUUAGCUCUCGCGUGCAACAGGAAGCAACUAGAGAGGUUGGCAUGUUUCAGAUUAGGCCAUUAUUCAUAGGAACAGGUAAUGAACCUAUAAAUUUGUUGUUCUGUUUGUGCGACUGGUAUGAUAAAUCGUCUUUUCCUUCCUCCCAUGUAUUAUCUCCUAUGUGACAUCCGGACAGUAUUACUUUGUUGAACCAUGACCCUACAUGAAUAUCUAUGGAAGCUCUUAUUAUGUUA
This is a messenger RNA of Lolium rigidum, 2278 nucleotides long. Its product is annotated as transmembrane 9 superfamily member 3-like. Gene Ontology annotation, cellular component: membrane. NCBI's taxonomy places the organism in Eukaryota, Viridiplantae, Streptophyta, Magnoliopsida, Poales, Poaceae. The record is from RefSeq and is a predicted model, not a curated record. The coding region runs from base 185 to 1969 and encodes 594 amino acids. The transcript is spliced from 7 exons. Gene Ontology annotation, biological process: protein localization to membrane.